Mauremys mutica (yellowpond turtle) is the source of this 1094-nucleotide messenger RNA. It is a transcript of the gene IL12A, whose product is annotated as interleukin 12A. Gene Ontology annotation, biological process: immune response. The record is from RefSeq and is a predicted model, not a curated record. Bases 137 to 742 code for a protein of 201 amino acids. Gene Ontology annotation, cellular component: extracellular region. The transcript has 6 exons. Gene Ontology annotation, molecular function: growth factor activity; interleukin-12 receptor binding. NCBI's taxonomy places the organism in Eukaryota, Metazoa, Chordata, Testudines, Geoemydidae.
GUUUCAGCUCUGACCAAGCCGCUGAUGUAGAGAAAGAGAGAGGCGGGAAAGUCCUGGCCACGGUGCGCCUCCGGCUAUAAAAGCCGCUGCCGCCCGCCGGCCCGGCAGCGCUCCAGCACUACCUCAGCGAGCCCGCAUGGCGCAGCGCGCCGGCCCCGACUGCCCCCGUGGCUGGCUCCUGGCGACUCUCCUCUGCCUCAGCCUGGCCGACUUGGCAGCGACCUCGCCGCUGCCUUCCUCCUGGCCCAAUCUGAACGACUGCCUGAAUGUCUCCAAAUCCCUGGUAACCGCCGCGAGGGAAGCGCUGCACCAGCUGAAGGAACUUGGCACGCUAGGAUUUGAAUGUACCCUUGAAGAGGUUGAUCUUGAAGAUAUCACUAAGAAUAAAAUCAACACAAUUAAGGCUUGUAUGCCAGAAGAGUCAAAGACUGAAAAUUGUCCUACACUGAAAAGAGCUGAUUUUGAUAAGAUUGAGUGCCUGCGAGGUAUCAAUGAAGACCUGAAGGCGUACAAGGCAGAGUUCAAGAAUUUCAAUAACCAGAAGAUGCUGGCUGCUAUUGACAAAAUGAUACAGGCUGUGAAAAUUAACAGUGCGAGUGUGGAGCAACCCUCUACAAACAGAGGAUCAGCCUCUUUCAAAGAGAGAAUGAGGUUAUGUAGUGUUAUCCAUGCUUUCACAAUUCGCACUGUGACCAUAACCAAGAUGCUGAACUACUUGAAUUCUCCUGGAAGCUCAUCAUAAUCACUCAAACCUGGAAGCACUUUCUAUAAAACAUUGAAUCAAAGCUAUUUUAAGUAUCUGAAGAAAAUAUAUAUUAGGUUCUACUUACUGCAAGAGCUCUGUGUGCAGUACUUUCACUGUGAAACUUGUACACACAGAGGGCUUUCAGGAUAUGGACCUGAAUUUAAGAAUACAGUAAUAUUUCUACAAAAACUUUUCAAGGAUUAAGCACAGUAAUAUUCUGCAAUAUUUUUCAUGACCUGAGUUGUCUUGAGCAAAAUACUAUCAGUGUCUUUUAAGCUAAGAUGUUAAAUUUCUACAUUUCUAAAAAAAAUAAGCUAUAUUAUAUCAACAUGUUCUCAACAUAACAAAC